AUGGCCGUCUCCGUCAACACCAAACCGUCGUUCAAGCAGUUUGACGUCGUUAUGGACCACUCAGACCACCACUACUCGGACAGUAAAUGUCGUUUCAUCGACAGUACGGUCUAUAAGAAGAUCACGCGCGAGUGGAGAAUUUUGGAGAAGGAUCUCCCGGAAACCAUAUACGUGCGCACGUACGAGACACGUGUCGACCUCCUCAGGGCUGUGAUUGUCGGAGCAGAAGGCACACCCUACGAGGGCGGACUCUUCUUCUUCGACAUCAAGUUCCCGGAUAACUAUCCGAACGAACCACCAAAGGUUCAUUACCGCUCGCACGGAUUGCGGCUUAACCCUAAUCUGUACGAGACUGGACAUGUUUGCUUGAGCCUACUCAACACGUGGUCUGGCCCGGGGUGGGACUCAUCCCAAUCCACCAUCCUCCAAGUUUUGGUGUCGAUCCAAGCGCUUGUUCUCAACGACAAGCCUUACUUUAAUGAACCGGGUACUGGGUUUUUAAACCGGUGGUUUGGCAUGAAGGAUGAGUCCCAAAAAUACAGUGGGGACGCGUUUAUUUCAACAUGCAAGUUAACGUUGUAUUUGCUCCGAAAUCCACCCAAGAAUUUUGAGGCUUUCACUGCCGACCAUUUUCGUGGAAGAGCGAGUGGGAUUCUGAGAGCGUGCAAGGCUUAUGCGAAAGUCGGCUAUUACAGCAAGGAGACUGAGGCAAGCCCGUCUUCGGUUUACCUUAUGAAACAUUCCAGGAAGUUCAAGGAGUCGAUGGAGCAGUUGUACCCACAGCUGGUUGAGGCUUUUAAAAAGAAUGAGGCUUCUCGUAAGAACAAUCCGGUCAAGGAAUUUACUUCUCGGAAAAACAAUCCAGUCAAGGAAUUGAUGGCAGAGAGGAGUUCGACGAAGUUUGCAGAUCAAGUGAAGAAGAAAGCUGAGCCGGCCUUUACUCCGGGCCGGUUAUUGUCCGCUGCAUUUUUGGUCUCUGUAGCUUUUGUGUUAGUAGUAUGUAGAAAUUUCGGACUUUAUGAUCAACUAAACAACAGUUUUCUUAGUCUUAUUAGAAUGCAUUCAGGUCUGAUUGAUAGACUCAAGCAGAUGUGUACUUAUAUUCGGUACACACUCUACAUUCAGAGCUGCUACCAUAACUAUCCUACCGAUAUUAUUGUUGGGAAGUGUACAUAUACAUCUUUGUCAAAGCAUUUAUGUAGUAUAGACAACUUUGUCAAUAUCGGUGGAUAUAGAGCUGCUAUAGAGCUGCACUCUGUCAAGAUUAGUGUGCUGCAGCUCACGUGA
This is a messenger RNA of Rosa rugosa (rugosa rose), 1287 nucleotides long. Its product is annotated as putative ubiquitin-conjugating enzyme E2 38. Bases 1 to 1287 code for a protein of 428 amino acids. Gene Ontology annotation, molecular function: ubiquitin conjugating enzyme activity. Lineage: Eukaryota; Viridiplantae; Streptophyta; Magnoliopsida; Rosales; Rosaceae. The record is from RefSeq and is a predicted model, not a curated record. The transcript has 3 exons.